This is a messenger RNA of Aureobasidium vineae, 1533 nucleotides long. The record is from the annotation of a GenBank genome assembly. Lineage: Eukaryota; Fungi; Ascomycota; Dothideomycetes; Dothideales; Saccotheciaceae.
AUGAGUACCAACGGCAGUCAAGUACCCACAGAUAGCGACCCUACAAGACCUCGAGCUCAAUCCACGAACUCGUUCGCUUCGUCCUUCAAAUCUCCACGAGUCGCUCGUUUCGUCGAAGCGACGACCGUCAACUCACCCAUCGACCCACCUCGAUCAUCUUCCAUAGCUGUACCAACAAACCACUUUCGACCGCAGCCACAGCCAUCUGACAUCGGAUUCGGGUAUAUUGAUGACAAGCACACUUCGCACGUAACAGUCGAAAUGGAAGACACAGAUAACAACCAUCUACCUCGAGGUAGAAGCGAGGCACCUUUGAGCCCACCUCUCAAAAGUGCAAUGAAGACACCUGGAAUGGCUCCGAGAAAUUUUGGUAACCUCAUGAGCCCCACCUUCAGAGAGGAACACGUCUUGGAGGAGAGAGAACUUGCUACUGAAAAGGAGCAAGCUAAAGAUCUCAAAAUCAAAACACGAGUUCGUGCGGCGAAAAUGUUCUUGAGAAGCAUCAACUUCGCGUGCUCACUCAUUGUCUUGUCUAUGCUUGGAACGACAUUCGCAAUCUUCAAUGCAACCAAGAAGCUGUCACCUCGAAGUAAUCUNCCUCCGUGGGCCGUCGGUACGAAUCCAUGGCCCCAGAUCGUUCUGCUCGUUAUUGCAUGUAUAUCGAUGGUAUUCUGCAUUGGUAUAUUCUGGGGAUACUGCAAAGGCGGGCACAAGAGAGCCGAGAAGGUCCAAACUUACUACACUGUCUUCGCUGUCGGAUUCUUCGCCUUCAGCGUCGUCAUGUGGGGAAUUGGCGCUGGUAUUCUCAAUACCACUCGAACCAACAGCAACGGACAAGAUCUUUGGGGCUGGUCCUGCAAGGAGAACAAGCGCAAGGAACUUUUCGCUGAUGAUGUCGACUACGCCCUGGUCUGCCGUUUGCAGAAUUGGUCUCUGGUGUGUGCAGUGAUCGAGAUCGUUGUCGAGCUGUGUGCAAUCGGCUGUUACUCGUUCGUGUUCUACCGCAUUUGGUCGAAGAGAAAGCUGCGCAAGUCUAUGGCUGUCCGUGACCGCGCUCGCUCAGAUCUUUAUCUUGCUCAACUGCGUUCUCAAUCUGCACCAAACACACCUGGUCUGAAUGGACCUCUGAGCCCGAGAGACGGUGGUUGGAGGCCGCCUGUCGAUUACUACAAGGCCGGUCCAUCAGUUGAAGCCGGGCUUGUGGAAGACGAGGGUGUCAGAUAUGUUGAUGCUUCUCAGCAACCCCCGGCUCCGAAGCCAUUCGUACUGCGACCACCUCCCACCAAGGGUUCGACACCAAAGAUUCAGCAGACCGGCUUCACUCCCCUCAACUACACUUCACCAGCAGAUUCGAGGUCUCCUUCACCAGUCCAAGCACAACCUACGGAACAACAGCAAGAACACUUUGCUGCAGCUCCUGGUGAACGGGUCUAUGAGUCUGUGCCGAUUCCUGGUUCUUAUGCAAGUCCUUUGAACUCGCCGACAGUCGCACCAAGACAGAUGAGCUUCCCUCAAGUGAGUAGGCAGCUGUGA